AUGGUUGAACUGAAAUUGGAGAUGGCCAAAGAUCUUCAGAUGAUAGAUAAAAAUUACUCUGCCUUAUAUGGGAAAGUUGAUGUUAUUACUGAUACUAUGGCAAAGUUGGUUGAAUACAAUAUUAGUUAUUCGACUCAACUUGAUGAGAAGUCAGGCAAGGAUUCCAAGGUAUUUACACAGUUGGAGGAAUUCUUCAUUGUUGAACUAGCUCCUAUCCUUGAGUUGGUUCCUCUCUUACUAACUAAUGCUCCACCUGCAAAGCAAGUGUCAAAAGGGGGAGAUAAAGGAUGUGGAUGCAUUGGGUAUUCAAAAGAUACAGAUAAAGGAGUAGUUUUUGGAAAGGUGAUGUCCACUCAGAUAGCCACUUCACUUCUAAUUUCAUUAACAACAACUUUGACAACCACCACAACAAGGCCAAGUGUGAAAGGGGUUAUCAUUAAUGAAAGUUCUAGAGGUUCUGGUUCGAGGUCUAUGCCACCAACUUCGAAAAACACUCAAGGUGAUAAAGGAAAAGGUAUUGAUAAGACUCCUUUAGAAAAACAGAAGAAAAAGCAACAGGCCUUGGAGAUCAAAAGGCCAAGGCAAAUCAAUAGUAUAUUAAGGCGAAGGCAGAAUGACCCACCAGGCUUGAAUAAGGGUGAUCCCAACAAGCAUUGGUGUUAUGAAACCAUUGAGGAAAUUGUUUUAGAUACGAAGUUUGAUUAUUUUUGCAAAGCACCAAAGAAGAGUUAUGAGAUUUAUAACUCCGAUAUUGUCUCUCAAUCACUGAUAUUGAGCUAUCAAUGGAAUUUAAAAAGACCUCUAAGGUUCUUUAGUCACUGUUGA
This is a messenger RNA of Lactuca saligna, 825 nucleotides long. The record is from the annotation of a GenBank genome assembly. Lineage: Eukaryota; Viridiplantae; Streptophyta; Magnoliopsida; Asterales; Asteraceae.